AUGCGAGAAGCCAUCGACACCGCCAACAACGACGCCAUCGAUGCCUUCGCGACAGAGAGAGAACAAAAUCCCGACGCCGUUCCGCCUGUCCCCCACCCGCUCCCCACCUUUGCCACGUUCUGCACCCGUGACCCCACCUGGGCCUCCCUUGGUGCCGACCCUCAACGCCACUGUCUGCCGGUGGCUCUUCACCGUGCCGCCCAGCUUCUCAACAUGACGCUCGACCUCACCGAUGGCGACUUAACCGCCUUCCUGAUCGAACACAACGCUGCCAUGCACCGAGGAGUUCCCUCCUCCCUUCUCCGUGACUUCCUGCGCCUGGCCAUGUCCCGUGGACUCGACGUGUGCGAAGCAACUCUCAACAAACGCAUUGCCCUCCAUCUCACUGGCAACAGCCUCGUCGAUCUCGCCAACUGCAUGGUACCGCUGGUCAACGGCGUCUACCUGCUCACUACGAUGACGUGGAGCGAUGCGCACUGCUGGAUCGUCCACAAGUUCUUCGGCAUGGUCACCCUGUUCGACUCUGCCGGAGAAAUUCUGCUCACUGAGUUCCCCCCUCCCGAUCUCAAGAUCCGUUGCAUCCGCCAUCUUGCUCGCAAAGGCGACCCCAGUAACCCCCCUGGCGCUACCACGGGCACCCCUACAGUCCUCCCUGAUCCCAACGCUAACAAACGUAAACGCCGGGAACGCCAAAGCGCUAACCGCAAGCUCGGAGCCCAAGGCCGUAACCGUGCUGAGGACGCUCAUAAACAAUAA
Molecule: messenger RNA, 756 nt
Organism: Aphanomyces invadans
Lineage: Eukaryota; Oomycota; Saprolegniomycetes; Saprolegniales; Verrucalvaceae
Exons: 1
Coding region: 1-756 (251 amino acids)
Source: RefSeq, a predicted model, not a curated record